CACAUGACCGCGGUUAGGAGGGAGAUGCUACAGUAGUGGCAGGGGGCAGAGUGCUGAGAGACAGCCGGGGUAAUAGCUAGCUCGCUACUGUCGCAGACCUAACUGUUGUGUUUUUUUUUUGGUCAGAUACAUUUAUGUUCUGCUUGAUUUUAAUGUGUCGUGACCUAAACUUGCUUUUUAUGACGGAUACUUGCCUCACGGAGUUGUCAACAUGGCCGCGGUUGACAAAAAUCAUGUCAUUCAGGAUUCCUACGAAAGAGAUCGGCUGCUGUCCCCUGUGACUCACUAUGGAUCCCAUGAGUGUAACAACGAUCAUGGCAACUCCAGGUUGUCCCCGACAAUGGGAUCCUGGGUGACCGUGGAGCAGGAGGAGGAAGCGUUGCGCCGGAAACUGAAAUAUUUCUUCAUGAGCCCCUGUGACAAGUUCCAUGCAAAAGGCCGGAAACCAUUCAAACUGUUCCUACAGCUUGUGAAGAUCAUUAUAGUCACUGUACAGCUGGUGCUGUUUGGUCUGAGUAACCAGAUGGUUGUGACAUUUAAAGAAGAGAACACAGCCUCCUUUAAACAUCUGUUCCUCAAAGGCUAUGAUGGGGAAAGUGACGCGCUGGCAGUGUACACACAGAGUGAUGUCUACGACAGCAUCUACUAUGCAGUAGAGCAGUACCUAGCUUUGCCAGAGACCACCGUGGGCCGCUACGCGUAUGUGUAUGGAGUAGGAGUGAACGGCAGUGCUCUGUCGCUCUGCCAGCAGUAUUAUAGAAGAGGCUGGAUAGACCCUGCCAACGACACCUUCAGCAUCGACCCUCAUAUUAAUACAGAUUGUGUGGGGGUCACUCCACUCGAUACACCUUCAGGAUUCAUAGGAAGUGACUACAAAAACUUUACCCUCAAAUUUCACAAACUCAUCAAUGUGACUAUACAGUUUCAGCUGAAGGCUAUAAAUCUUCAGACCAUCAUAAAUAAUGAGAUACCAGACUGCUACACGUUUACCAUCACAAUAGUGCUGGAUAACAAGGCUCACAGCGGCAAGGUGAAGAUCAGUCUGGAUAAUGAAGUUGCGAUCAAGGAAUGCAAAGACCCCAGUGUGUCCGGCCAUGCGGAGAACUAUGCUCGGGUGACGUUUGAUGUGGCUGUAGCGGUGGUGUGUUUACUGUCUCUGCUGCUGUGUGGUCGCUCCAUCUUUAGAGGAGUCCUCCUUCAGCAUGAGUUUGUGCAAUUCUUUAAGGACACCCUGAAUCGUAAAGUGUCUUGGGGAGACAGAAUGGAGUUCAUCAAUGGCUGGUACAUCCUCCUCAUCAUCAGCGACUUGCUCACCAUCACUGGCUCCUUCAUUAAGAUUGGAAUCGAGUCAAAGAACAUUGCAUCAUAUGAUGUGUGUGGGAUUUUGUUGGGAACAUCAACACUGCUGGUUUGGGUGGGAGUCAUUCGCUACCUCAGCUUCUUCCAGAAGUACAAUAUCCUGAUCGUGACGUUGCGGGCAGCGUUCCCUAACGUGAUCCGUUUCUGCUGCUGCGUGGCAGCCAUAUACUUGGGCUACUGCUUCUGUGGGUGGAUCGUUUUGGGACCAUAUCAUGUGAAGUUCCGUUCUCUGUCCAUGGUUUCGGAGUGUUUGUUCUCUCUGAUAAACGGAGAUGAUAUGUUCGUCACCUUCAGUGACAUGCAGGAGAGCAGCACGCUGGUGUGGGUGUUCAGCCAGGUGUAUCUGUACACAUUCAUCUCCCUGUUCAUCUACAUGGUGCUGUCACUCUUCAUCGCCCUUAUUACUGGUGCUUAUGAAACCAUCAAGCACCAAACUCAGGAGCCCAUACACAUCACUGACCUGCACGCCUUCAUUGCCGAGUGCAAGGACACGCCCUGCUCUGGAAAGUUCCGAGGCUUGGAGACGUCGCCGUGCUCUUUCUUCUGCUGCUGCGACAGGACCACCACCUAUGAGGACGUGCUGCUGGUGAAUUAGUCCCAGAAUUACACUGGCGCCAUCUGUUGGUGACCGCGUGGAACUGCAGCAUACUUGAGCUGCUAACUUCAUUGUUGGCAACCAAACCGUGAAUAAUGUCUAGACUGGUACAAUUGACACACUUUCACUCCUACAAACACAAAGCUGCACACAGUCUGGGGGUCUUUACAUGCUUAAGGACUUAAGGAGAGAGGACAUUUUCCUCCUGAACUGACUGGUUUAUUAUUUUUCUUCCUAUCGGUUUACACAAAGCACACACCAACAUAGCCAAAACUGCUACAGAAAAGAGGAAAGAAAUGAAAUUGGUUUGCAGAAGAAGGAAGAAGUCCUGUAGCUGUCUGUUGGUAAAUCAUCCUGCUGUCUGUGCUGUCUGUACUGUUCUCUUCACGUGAAGAUGCUUUGUCCUGGAAGUGACUGGACAUUUUGAUUGUUUUUAAUGUUGUGUUUAAACAGAUUUUAAUGUUAAUUGAUAAAUAUUAAUAGUAACCAAUAUAUCUAAUGUUGCUAAUUGAAAGCCUUUACAUCUUGUUUUAAAUAAGUUGUACCGAGUUGUGCCUGCCUCAGGAAUUCUGAAGAAGGAAGAGAGAACUGUUCCUCGCCUGCUCCACGAUGACUUUGCACAUUUUCUGCAGUCUACAGUCACCAGCCACAUUGUUCUAUAUUUAUGUUGCCACUGCUUUCCAUUUGAUGUGCUGAUUGAGGGAGGAAGUUGUGGUUGGUGGCUCAGCCAUACACAGAUAACAUCCAUUUUCGAUAGUGAACCACUAUUUAAAGUGAAUUAGACAACUGCUAGGCCUGAAAGAAAUUACUUCUGCCUUUUGUUAAAGGAGAACUCCGGUGUGACUUUGACUUUGGAUGUAGAAAAACAUGAUAAAUAGUACUAACUUUUGUUAAAUAGCCAACUUCUGUUCUUCAACAGCUUUUCAAGAUCCAGCUAUUUUUUUCUGUUUGUCCAAACAGGGCAUAUUCUUGCCCCUGCAGAUACAUCGCUUUUUACACUGUUAUCCAGGCUCAAGAAGCUCCACACACGGACAGCCCUGACAUUUAAAACGAGGCAUUAAGAACUUAAAGUGCACAAAAAGUUUAUUAAAAAACACUGUUUACAACCUGUAGCGUAACCUACAUCUCCGAGCACCGCAAUCUUAAAGUAAAUUCAUGAUCAAUAGAAUGACAAGCAUGUAAUGCACAUGCUGUUGGAAAAGAUAAAGGUUUGUGUUUGUGCCUUUCCAGGCUCCAACAUCAAUACUACGGGUUAUAAACAGUGUCUUUUUUUUAAUAAACUUCUUGUGCACUUUUAAAGUUAUUAAUGCCUUUUUUAUAAUUACAGAGAUGUGGAGCUAGUUUGAGCCUGGAUAACGGUGUAAAAAACGAUUUAUCUGCAGGGGCAAGAAUAUGCCCCAUUACAACACAUUCUAUGUAGUUUGGAAAAACGGAAUAAAAUUGCUUGAUUUCGGAAAGCUGUGUAAGAAUGUAGGUGGGACUUUUAUCAUGUUUUACUACACCUAAAGUCAAUUUCUCACCGGAGUUCUCCUUUAAUCUGAUCUCCAGUUAUUGCAUCUGUAGCGAUAAAUCAUACUUUGAAAAAAAUGAUUCCAAAAUGUUAUAAAAUCAAAUUACAGACAUAAAAAAAACAUAAUAUAACUCUCUGUUGGUCUAAAGGACUAAACAGAUACUUCAGCUAUUUUUUAGACUUAUUUUCAUUUGCUGCAUUAGUACAUAUAUAUAGGUGAUUAAAUUGUUUUCUUGUACAUAGGGAAAUGUUCAAAAUAUUUCUAUUACAUACAUUUCUAGGUAAAGCAAUGAUUGGAAACCAUUGGUUUCUACUAUAAGUUAUCAAGACUUCUCUAAGGCUUAAAGCAAACAUAUGGGGCAAGAAUGACUAUGCUACAACAGAUGCAGUAACUUGAGAUUAGCUUAAGAAACUUCAAAAACGUAUAUCCUAAAUCUGUGAUGAGCAAAACUUCAUGAGUGUCCCUUCAGCCCAAAGCAGUCUGUCUGUAUAGUGUAAAAAUAAUGGUGUCUACAUCGUGGCUUUGACCAUGACUCAAAACCACCGUUCAGAUCGAUUUAGGAGCAAAGUGUGAACUGAAUAGAUCCACCACCAUAGAGAAUAGAGAACCACCACUUCAGCAGGAAGGGACCAGCAUGUGAUUAGUUUAGUGAUGCUUUUUGUGAAGACUUGUUUUACAGGCUGUGAGACGGUGCCAUAAAGACUUUGCUAAAAUAGAUGCUACAGUCAAGGCUAAUGACUUCAGAAUAGACUGGACAGAUUUAUGGAAGCUAAAUGAUGAUGUUCUCUUGCAGUAGCUCAGGUUACAGUCAGUACAUUUUGGACAAUAGACAAUUUCACCAAUCUCUCUUUUGUUCUGAUCUGCUUUUGAUGUAAGUAAACUAGCUCAGCAGGGUGCAGCGCUCCAGUUCUGUAGAAUCUUCAACAAUAGAACUACUUUAAUUAUGCGUGGCGGCGGUUGACCUACAUUUAGAAGGAGCAUCUCUGGAGGGUAAACACAUUUGCCUUUUUUUUAAAGUAGUUUUUAGAAGUUUUCUCUGCCUCGUGGACCAGCGCAGUGCAUAUGCAGUGCAUCAACUUGACUUGACAGACCUCAGAAAUAAUGCAUUUAAAUUGCCUUUUAAAUUUCAUAGCCUAAUUCUCCUCAUUCUGGAAAGGUUAAUGCUGAGAGUGUAAAAGAAUGGAUUCAGAUGAACUAAAGCAGUUGUUGUAAUGUAACACUUGACUAUUUUUCCUUCUUAUACUGAAGUCUAUGUCCUAAAUAAUCACUAUGUAUAGAAUUUUAAUUUAUUGUUGUAUGUUGUGUUUUUUUCCAUGUAUGUACUGAAUUUUAAACGCACAAACAUCAGUAGGCUUCUUUUGCAAUUAUUUCUUCGGUUUCUGAGAGAGCUGACCAUUUCUUCAGCACCUUUAUCACUGACAUAGGACCAAUUUUAGAAACCCAUAUUAUUGCUAAGAAAACUGGUCCCAGGUCAGUGUAUAAGGGCUAUAGAAGCUCACAAUGUUAUGCACACACACACACACAUACAGAGUUGCAUGGCCAGGUCAAACACAUUAGACAUACUUGAAUGAAGAGUUGUAAAAAUAAAAGAGCCUAUUUUAUGGUAUAUGCACCAAUUUUAUAAUGUUCUCUCCAACAGUGUACAGCUUGUUUUGACCAUGGUGUCAUCUUAUCACUUAUGGUUAGUGUAUGGGCUAGUUUGUUCAAUAUCCACUAAACGUUUUACUGGAAGAGGCUAUUUAAACACAAAGAAUUCGAAAGGAUUUUUUAAGUCAGUUAAUAACGUUUUUUUUUUUUUUUUUUUUUUGUACAAGGCUGUUUUUCACAGUUUUAACUGUAUGUGUCUUGCUAAUGUGUAUAUUCAUCCAUGUUGGUACAUGUUCAAUACAGAUUUUUCAAAAGUG
Messenger RNA from Astyanax mexicanus (Mexican tetra), 5369 nucleotides. RefSeq names its product mucolipin TRP cation channel 1a (gene mcoln1a). Gene Ontology annotation, cellular component: plasma membrane; lysosomal membrane. Bases 212 to 1954 code for a protein of 580 amino acids. The record is from RefSeq and is a predicted model, not a curated record. The transcript is spliced from 15 exons. Lineage: Eukaryota; Metazoa; Chordata; Actinopteri; Characiformes; Acestrorhamphidae. Gene Ontology annotation, molecular function: NAADP-sensitive calcium-release channel activity.